Messenger RNA from Echinostoma caproni, 720 nucleotides. The record is from the annotation of a GenBank genome assembly. Lineage: Eukaryota; Metazoa; Platyhelminthes; Trematoda; Plagiorchiida; Echinostomatidae.
CCGGACCAGUCAUCGAGGUCGACGCUCUGAAUCGAGAUCACCACGCGGAAGACGAUCGGAUCGAGGUGAUCGUGGACGACGUAGUCCUAGCGGAUCACGUCGUGGUCAUCGUGAACGAUCUAGAUCACCACACGGGAGAAGCUCUCGAUCUCCAUCCCCACAUUUUCGACGUCGUUCUCGUGAUCGUCAUGCACCACGGGGUCGGUCUCCACACGAUCCAGACGACUCAUACGAAUCCCGCACCCAUCGCGAUCGACGUCAUGGUCCACGAGAUAGAAGUCGUACUCCGGGAUCAAGCUCACGCAAACCCCAUAACAAUCUACCAGUGGAUCCAGUUGUCGGUGAUAUUUACGAGGGUCGUGUGUCAAAUAUUCUCGCAUUUGGUGCGGUGGUCCAGAUUGACGGUCUGCGAAGACGAUGCGAAGGCCUGGUCCAUAUCUCUCAGCUGAGACGUGAGGGGCGUGUGGCCAAUGUGAGCGAUGUUGUACAACGUUCACAAAAGGUCUAUGUGAAAGUGUUAUCAUUCACUGGAACACGAACCAGUCUGAGCAUGCGUGAAGUGAAUCAGGAGACCGGGGAGGAUUUGAACCCCCAGAAAACAGCAAAAGAUCAGUCGGACGAAGAUCGUGGUAAAAUACGCGAUAUGGAUGCUACUGAUUUAGACGGAGUUCGUAAUCCCGACCGACCAGCUGGUUCGUCUGCCGCUACCCCAGCCUCCCG